Molecule: messenger RNA, 444 nt
Organism: Aspergillus nomiae NRRL 13137
Lineage: Eukaryota; Fungi; Ascomycota; Eurotiomycetes; Eurotiales; Aspergillaceae
Product: SEC14 family lipid-binding protein
Exons: 2
Coding region: 1-444 (147 amino acids)
Source: RefSeq, a predicted model, not a curated record
AUGGCUCAGUGGACGAUGUUGUUUCACGGUACAUUGACCCGUUCUGUUCUGCCUCCUUGCUCGGCUAUGAGUGACCGGCCGAGUCCGUCGACGCCCGUGAGCAACGCGAUUUAUCUCGUCGACGCAUCUGUGGCCUCCGCAAAGCAAGCGUGGGAUCUGAAUGACUCUGCACAGGAAGUCUACUGGAUAUUGAUGACAUGUUACCCAGAGAUUAUUGAGCGAAUCUUUGAAAGCCAACCAGCACGAAUUUGGAACAUCCUCAAGAAAUGGGUGGAUCCCGGUACUGCGGCUAAGGUGGUAGUAUUGAAGCAAUCGGCGGUCUACACGACUUUGGGAAAGUCUAUCGACAAAGAGAAUAUUCCGACGAAAUUCGGAGGGGACUUUGCAUUUCCUAAUGGAAUGUCUGCAGACCUGGACCAUGGCAUUCGUCAACGCCUGCACUAA